Molecule: messenger RNA, 153 nt
Organism: Phytophthora sojae
Lineage: Eukaryota; Oomycota; Peronosporomycetes; Peronosporales; Peronosporaceae
Exons: 1
Coding region: 1-153 (50 amino acids)
Source: RefSeq, a predicted model, not a curated record
AUGAGUGUGAUUCUUGAAUUCGGACGAUACUCCGGAAGAAGUAUUCGCUCAGUAUAUAAUUAUGAUCGUGCUUAUUGUCGGUGGCUUGCUAGCAAGAAUAUUUUCUCAGAAGAUUCUCCGAUCGGUAAGUAUCUCCAACUAAAGUUUGGAUAA